CGGUCAUGUGCUUCGGCUGCGUCAUAGCUUCCAGAUCUAAAUUUUCCUCAGCCUGACUAUUGGGGAAAUCAUUAGGUAUAAAACACUCGGCCUUCUUCGAAAAGGCUACCGCCUAUUGCAGUAGCUCAGCCGAAAAUUGCUUUGUUCUGCUCCCUGUAAGUGAAUUAAUUUCGUCCAUUCGAGCUCGCCACCCUACAAAUCCCCUUCGGCGGUAUCAGGAAAACGGCCAGCGAUCAAUUCGAGCUAGUAGUAGUCCCUUCUCAAACACUGCGCAUCUAUAUCUAUUAGAUAUCCGAUGUUCUGCGUGACCUAAUCUGUGGAAAAAAACGAAGUCAGUUCGUUGAAUGACAAAAAACCUGUACCAACUAUUCGCCCGCCAUCUACCCUGUCGCAGUGAAAUUGUUUCGUGACCGUCCGAUGGUGAUCACGAAACAAUGUCCCACAGAAUCAUUCUCUGUCGCCAUAAACACAGCCGUACCAAGAAAGAAAAAUUUUGAAUAUGUGCGAAAUUAUCCACCUGACACCGAAAUCGUCUGUGACGACGGCACGAAAAUCAACGUUCAUCGUGUGCCACUUUCGACCGCGUCGGAGUACUUUAGAGCGGCCUAUUUUACAUUCGGCGCCGCACAUGGCCCGGGUACUAUUCGGAACACAUUAAGCGUACCCAUGCUCAAAGCAAAUCAGCUACAAAUGGCUGUUGAUUUCGCUUAUAGUGGCGAAUGCGAGCUCACAUUUGACAAUAUACAGGAUGUCGUCGAAACAGCCGACUUUCUUGGAAUGGACGCACUUAUUGAAGCGUGUCACAGAUUUAUGAAAGAGAACUCACAAGGACCAAACGUGAUUUCGUUAUGGCGACUUGCAACACUGUACAUGAUGAACGAGGUGGCCAACAAACUGCACCAUCGAAUACUUGAGGACUUCGAACAGCUGGCGGAAGCUGACGAGGUUCUCGACAUGACGCUUGAAGAAUUCUCCGGAUUUGUUAAUCACGACCAGCUAAACAUAAGUGAUGAGGCGAAACUCUGGUCGAUCUGCCUCCGUUGGAUUGAGCACGAUCUAGAAGAUCGCCAACGACAUCUGUUUCCACUGCUGAAAGCUAUACGGGUGUAUCUGCUUGAGGAAAACCAGCUUCGUAAGAUGCUGACAUCAAGCUCCCUCCUAACCGAAGAUCCUCAAUGCUCUUCAUAUAUGAUAUCUGUCGGCCGUGCGAUGUACACAAAGGCUGCAGUCAAAGCGGAGUUGAGCGGUGAACUCGAGAAGACUUCAAUUCCACGUGAACCUCAUGGAGUGAUCCUUCUAUUAGGUGGGUGGCUUCAGGCGCCAUCAAACGUCUUUGAAGUUUACGACCCCUGCGCUGACCGACAUACGCUAUUUCCUCAGUUUGCUGACGUAGAAGAGAUGCGGGCGUACCACAAGAUGGCCAUUGUUGACGGCGACGUGUUUGUCGUUGGAGGAUUUCACGGAGAUAUUAAUUACCAUAAGCACUGUCGGAAGUACAAUCUCGCAACGAAGUCGUGGUCACACGUGACGCCAAUGAACGUCGAGCGUUGCUAUGUGAGUGUAGCAGUUGUCGGUAGAAAGAUCUACGCUAUCGGUGGUUAUAAUGGUCGCUUCCGUUUAAAUACGGCCGAGGCGCUAGAUCUCGAUUCGAAUCAGUGGUCCUUCAUACGACCAAUGGAGUACCAGCGCAGUGACGCGGCCUGCACCGUCCUCAACGGGAUGAUAUAUGCUAUCGGGGGUUUCACAGGCAGACGAUGCAUUCGCACUGUCGAGCGAUAUAAUCCCAAAACUGACACAUGGGCAGCUGUUGCUCCUAUGAGUAGCCUACGUUCGGGCGUGAGUGCAGUCACGUUACGAGGGAAAAUUUACGCCCUCGGCGGUUCUACCAGCGGCAAUGGCCGGCUCAGGUCGUGCGAGGUGUACGACCCUGUGCGUGAUAGCUGGUCCCCGAUCGCAAGUAUGUUAACAGCCAGAAGCAACUUCGCAGCGGUAGUUUGCGAAGACCUAAUCUAUGUUUUCGGCGGGUACACAGGUGAGGAAACGACGAGAUUAUGCGAAUGCUACAAUUCGACCAGUGACGAAUGGUUCGUAGUAACCGAUAUGAAUCAUGCAAGGUCGGCACUUGCAGCCCUGUUCGUACCAUGCUUCGACGGAAUCCGUGAGCUCACCUAUCCGAACCGCAAGGGAAUCCUUCAGGAAGGUCAGAGACCACCACCAUCACCGUCACCGCCCGCGUGUCCCUCAAAUCCACGUCAACUGCAGGCGACAUCCGGCGCGUCAACUACCCCAAUAACAUCAGCGACGCGAACGACCACAGCCGUAACGCCUGUAGGGCCAACAACUACUCUCUUAGCUAACACAAACAGCAGUCGGCGGUCGUUCACAUUGCAGUGAUCGCGUUAUUGAGAACUUGUAGAAAAACUGAUAGAAGGUUGCUUUUCGAUGAAAAUGUAACAACAUAAUGAUACAAAAUUUAUUAUGCUUGUAAAAGUUAGACUUAAGGAUCAAAACUUGUUGUCCGCUGCUAAAGUUAGGUCAAGCGCUAAAAAAUAGUGGAUAUUUUUAAGCUACGUUCCUUGCAACAACGGUGGAAAAAGCUUUUUGUCAAAAUGUUCUGUCGAAGUUGGAAAACAGCUAAACAAGUGUUAUAGCAGGUAAUAACAGGUCAGCUGAUAGGUAAGAAUACCUUUGAAAGAGGUCGUGUUGCACCGAAACUGGCGUGAUACAGUAACAACGAAUUUAAAACGUGAAGGCAAGUAACGAUCAGCAGACUCGUAACGUAAAUUUUCCAUGAAAUUGACGACAUAGGAAAAUGGAAGAAACGGUGGAAAAGAAUUGAAAAAAACCAUAGAAUAUUAAAAAUUGUCGAUAAAAGCUCGCCAAAAUUGCACCAACAGACGGUAAAACAAAUAAUUUAAUCAAUGCUACACAAAUAAAUUACUA
Messenger RNA from Varroa destructor (honeybee mite), 2943 nucleotides. Its product is annotated as kelch-like protein 10. The record is from RefSeq and is a predicted model, not a curated record. Lineage: Eukaryota; Metazoa; Arthropoda; Arachnida; Mesostigmata; Varroidae. Gene Ontology annotation, molecular function: protein binding.